This is a messenger RNA of Paramecium octaurelia, 673 nucleotides long. The record is from the annotation of a GenBank genome assembly. Lineage: Eukaryota; Ciliophora; Oligohymenophorea; Peniculida; Parameciidae.
AUGCUUAAUACAAAUUUUAAUGCUUAUUUUGUACCCCAUCAACUUAUUUAUCCUUAUGGAUACCAAUAUUUGAUUAUGCCAUAAUAAUUCUAGGUUCAAACUUAGCAGCAGUACUAUGCUUAACCUUAGACUUAAAUUUCAGAAAAUAAAUCAUCAAUAGAACCUAAUCAUUCUAUAGAAGCUAUAUAGUACAAAACUUACUCGGAAACCGAAAGCAAACUUGAUUUGACGAGCAACCAAGAAGAAAUUAAAGAGACAAAUAUUCAGAAGAAGAUAAAAAAGAAUAAUCUCUUAAAAAAGUCACAAAAGCCUAAUUACUUGGUUAAAUCUACCAAUAUCCAAAAAAAUUAUGCAAAGGCAAUUGUAUCUUUUGCAUGUCGACAAAGAAAUCUAAUUUAUUAGAUUUUGGGGGAAACAAGAGCCUAAGAGUUCCUGAAAUUAAUGAACCGAUUGAGGAACAAGCUCAGGAAUAUAGCCCACAUUACCAGAUAUACUCACUAAGAGAACUUUUUGUAGAUGUUUAGGAUAUUAGGGUAUUCAUUAUAAUAACGACUUUAGUAAUAACUUUUUGAGAAAAGACUCUGUUAGCUACAUUUAUAAUUCAAAAAUCCAAUAGAAAAGUUGUCAUGUGGCUAACAAGGCUAUAGUUAAGAAUUCUCUACUCAAGUAUUGA